UUCUGCACAGAGUUGCUCUCUCUCUCUGUCUCUCUCUCUCUUCCUCCCUCACUCUCCCUCCCUCUCUCUUUCACGGACGCAGCACACCUCCUCAUCACCAGCCACCGUGCGUGCUGGGGGCUGACGCCAGUACCCGCGGAGUGUCGUUGCGCGCACCCUCCUUUAAUUUUUCCUCCACAUAGCCUAGCCUACAUUUUUUUUCCUCCCUGACGCAGACAGCUGUAGUGGCACCGGAGCUCCCUUUAUCUCCGAGCUCCCUCCGUCCAUGUUUCUUUUCCUCUCAUCCUUUACGGGAAGCUUACUGACAAUUUCGGAAUAUGGUCCCUCUCCGUGGUAAUGCCAUGUGACAAGGCUUUUCAUCAUCCGGUGUUUCCUUCCUCUCCGGCAAAAGUCGCUGCGGGGUCCGCCUGUGUGCUCUGGCUUUGGUGAUAUUCAAACAGUGGCAAAGUGAAGGAGAAUUGAAAAGCCUGUGGGAGAAAUGGAAGUUUUGGCCGUCGGCUGGGUCCGCUGAGGCUGAGGCUGCUGCUGGUGCUGCUGCUGCUGCUGCUGCUGCUCGUGGUUUGGUGAUUGGUGCAGGGGGGGAAACUGCGUCGCCAGGUCUCAAUGAGGCUUGGGAUCUGGUGUCAUUAUAACAGGACCUGCUUUUCAAGAUAACGCGGCUUUCUUUCCCCCCUUUUCGUUCACCGAAUGAAUGGUUGCAGAUUGUAUUUCUUUAAAUGCGCUGCCACAUCCUCCAGCCCCCUCAUCCCGCUUUAACGCGUCGGCGUUUGGAUGCGGCUUGUUUUCUCUGCGGCUCCGCGUCUCUCCACUCGCCCAGAAUAUGAUUUAACGUCGGGAGGAAUUUCAACAGGGUACCAGUCUGUGACUACCCGGGAAUCUCGUCCUCGUUUCAUUUACGCACACGCAUCGCACUCCAACUCGCAGAGAGUGGACAUCAAGGCAGAGAUCACAGUUAAUUUCCUUGAUCACCCUACAGAUGGACUAAAAAGAAGCCUUCGGAUCUCGGGAUUUUAACUCCAUUCGCUCUCACUUAGAGAGCGCUAGUUUUUUUUUUCUUUUUUCCUCUGGAGGGGGGAUAUCUGUGGACAUAAUGAAAGUUAUCACGGCUGUGUUGCUGAUGGCCGUUUUUUGGAGCCAGCAGUGGAAGUCUGCGCUCUCGGAUUCAAUCAUCCAUAUCGGUGCCAUCUUUGAUGAAUCAGCACGAAAAGACGACGAGGUAUUUCGUCUUGCUGUGGCAGAUCUCAAUCUCAACAAUGAGAUCCUGGAGACAGAGAAGAUCACCAUCUCUGUGGAAUUCGUUGAUGGGAACAACCCCUUCCAGGCAGUGCAAGAAGCCUGUGAGCUGAUGAACCGUGGUAUCCUGGCUCUGGUCAGUUCAAUUGGCUGCAUGUCCGCCGGCAGCCUCCAGACUCUGGCCGACGCCAUGCACAUCCCCCACCUCUUUAUCCAGCGCUCCCCAGCGGGAACACCCCGUUCCGCCUGCCCGCCCACCAGUCGGGUCGCUGGAACAGACGACUACACCCUAAUGGUCCGCCCACCUGUCUAUCUCAACGAGGUCAUCAUGCAAGUGGUCUCUGAGUACAGCUGGCAGAAGUUCAUCCUCUUCUAUGACUCAGAUUUUGAUAUCCGUGGCAUUGAAGACUUCCUGGACCGGACGUCCCAGCAGGGGAUGGACGUGUCCCUUCAGAAGGUGGAAUCCAAUAUCAACAUGAUGAUCACCAGCCUUUUCAGGACGAUGCGCGUGGAAGAGCUCCACCGCUAUCGGGAUACGCUACGAAGAGCCGUCCUGUUCAUGAGCCCAGCCACGGCCAAGGCGUUCAUCACUGAGGUGGUGGAGACCAACCUGGUGGCCUUCGAUUGUCACUGGAUCUUGAUUAAUGAGGAGAUCUCCGACUAUGACUUACAGGAGUUGGUCAUGAAGUCGAUCGGCCGGCUGACGCUGGUGCGCCAGAUGUUCCCGAUGCCCCAGAACACGACUCAGCGCUGCGUCAAACACAACCACAGAAUCAACACUUCUCUCUGUGACCCCAAAAACCCCAAAGCUCAGCAGCUGGAGAUCACAAACCGCUACAUCUAUGACACCGUGUUGCUGCUGGCUAAUACCUUUCACAGAAAACUGGAGGACAGGAAGUGGCACAGCAUGGCCAGUCUGAGCUGCAUCAGGAAGAACUCCAAACCGUGGCAGGGAGGCAAGAGCAUGCUGGAAACUGUCAAGAAGUUCGGAGUGAGUGGUCUCACCAGCUUUUUGGAGUUCACCGACAACGGCACCAACCCCAACAUCUUCUUUGAAAUCCUGGGAACAAAUUAUGGAGAGGACAGGGGCCGAGGUGUCAGUAGGCUGGCCACAUGGGACCCAGUGCAUGGCUUGAAUGGAACUCUGACCGACAGGAAAUUGGAAAAUAACAUGAGGGGAGUCGUGCUCCGAGUCGUCACCGUUCUGGAGGAGCCGUUUGUAAUGGUGUCCGAAAACGUUCUUGGGAAGCCGAAGAAGUAUCAGGGCUUCUCCAUCGACGUCCUGGACGCCCUGUCUAACUACCUGGGCUUUAAGUACGAGAUCUAUGUGGCCCCUGACCACAAGUACGGCAGCCUCCAGCCGGACGGCCAGUGGAAUGGGCUGAUGGGCGAGUUGGUCUUCAAGCGAGCCGAUGUCGGACUUUCUGCCUUGACCAUCACGCCUGAGCGGGAAAGCGUUGUUGACUUCACCACACGCUACAUGGAUUAUUCUGUGGGCGUUCUGCUGCGCAAGGCCGAGCGCACCGUGGACAUGUUCGCCUGCCUGGCACCCUUCGACCUGUCACUGUGGGCGUGCAUCGCGGGCACCGUGCUCCUCGUUGGAAUCCUGGUGUAUCUGCUGAACUGGCUCAACCCUCCCCGGCUGCCCAUGGGAUCUGUGUCUUCCACAACGCUGUAUAAUUCCAUGUGGUUCGUGUACGGCUCCUUCGUGCAGCAAGGUGGAGAGGUUCCCUACACCACCCUGGCCACAAGGAUGAUGAUGGGCGUUUGGUGGAUGUUCGCUCUAAUUGUUAUCUCCUCAUACACGGCCAAUCUGGCAGCCUUUCUCACGAUCUCACGCAUUGAAAACUCCAUACAAUCCCUACAGGACUUAUCCAAGCAGACAGAGUUGCCGUACGGCACAGUGCUGGACUCCGCUGUGUACGAUCAGGUGCGCUCCAAGGCGAUGAACCCCUUCGAGAGAGACCCCAUGUACUCCCAGAUGUGGCGGAUGAUUAAUCGCACUGGAGGAGGAGAUAAUAAUGUCGAGGAGUCGAAGGAAGGCAUUCGCAAGGUGAAAUAUGGCCGGUUUGGUUUCGUGUGGGAUGCAGCAGUGUUGGAAUAUGUCGCCAAUAACGACGAGGACUGCUCCUUCUACACCGUCAGCAACAACGCACCAGACCGUGGAUAUGGUAUCGCCAUGCAGCAUGGCAGCCCCUACAGGGACAUUUUCUCCCAGAGAAUCUUGGAACUCCAGCAGAAUGGUGACAUGGAUAUACUAAAGUUGAAGUGGUGGCCCAAGGACAGCCCUUGCGACCUGUACAGCUCAAUGCAGACCAGACAGCACGGCAACGCCCUCGAUAUCCACAGCUUCGCCGGCGUCUUCUGCGUCUUAGCGGCCGGGGUGGUGCUCUCCUGCCUCAUAGCCAUGGUGGAAAGCUGGUGGUCACGAAGGAAGGGAUCCAGGGUCCCCUCCAAGGAGGACGAUAAGGAGAUCGACCUGGAGCACCUACACCGCCGGGUUAACAGCCUGUGCACCGAGGAUGAAAGCCCCCACAAGCAAUUCUCCACCUCUUCCGUCGAUUUAACGCCCCUCGACAUGGAUGCGCUGCCCGCUGCUCGCCAGGCACUCGAGCAGAUCAGCGACUUCCGCAACACCCACAUCACGACCACCACCUUCAUCCCCGAGCAGAUCCAGACCCUAAGCCGUAGCCUCUCCGCCAAAGCUGCCGCUGGAUUUUCUGCUGGUUUCGGAAGCGGCGGUGGCGGCGGGGGCCUGCAGGACCAUCGGACUGGUGGUGUCGGCCCUUUCAGGCAGAGGGCCCCCAAUGGCGGCUUCUUCCGCAGCCCCAUUAAAACAAUGUCCUCCAUCCCCUACCAGCCCACAGGUCCGGGACCCAACUUUGGAUAUGGCAAUGAUCCAGACAGGGGCACCUCCAUAUGAGGGGCUCCUCAGGAUGUGGUUGUUUCGGGAGGAAGCGUAGGGGGAGGAGUAGGAGAUGGUGGAGCGGUUUGGUGUCGGUCACAGGGUGGUAGAGUGAAUAUGUUGCAGCCAACCUAAAAAGUCAGAAGACAGAGAUCUGUGUACAUAGGAAUCUUUCCGUUUUCAGUUUCUGCUUGGAGUGUCUGUUCUGUGUGUGGAGAAGACGGAGGAGGUGGAGGUCUGCUGGGGCAUUCCCUAUCCUCCUGCAAACUAUGCCGGCGAGAUACUCAACGGGAUAGGGUGGGUGGGGGCUUGAACCUUUUCUUUAUUGUUGUCGUUCUUGUGAUUGUUUGGGGGAUUAUUUUGGGAGAUAUGUAUGAAAGGGGAUUGAUUUGUUUUUUUUCUUGUUUAUGUUUCAUGACAUGAGGACUGCCUCAUGUAAUGGAAAUUUGCUGAUAUGACCUGGCUCCUCUUACAGUCUGAACCCCCCUCGGAGGGUUUAGUUUGUACUUGUCCAACAUCAGAAAAUACUUCUAUAUUCUUAGCUACAGUGCUGUUGUUGGUGGAGACCGGUGGUCUCCGUAGCCAUGAAACAACUCCAAGGGCCUCGAACCAAUAAGCAAUUAUGGGGCUGAUAUUUUGGGAUGGCAUAUAGAACAUUUGGUUUUGUCUCCGUCCCUGGGAAUAAGUACGGGCAGCAGUCCUCUGUAGUAUUUAGAAAAGGCCCCAAUCUCAGUGAAUAUUGGAAGAUUGUUCUCCUCCAGUUUUUGCUCUGCCUUUUCACGAUGUGGGAGUCCAUACUCAAGUGUUUCGCUUCUCUGGUGUUGGGUCACCGUGACCCAGGGUUCUCAGUGUGCAAUCAUUGCCGAGAUGGUGUCCACACAGUGGCCUGACCCGACCUAAGACUCAAACAGCUGAACUGUCGCUGACACGGUCCCGGUGCACCAAUCUGAAAAACUGUUGAAAUGCCAUGACGACAGUGCAACAGUACGACACUGUAAGAAUCACCGAUUUGGUGCAUCGACCUUAAACUACUUCUGCCAUUCUUUGGGUGCAUCAGCCUGAAACUGUUUCACCAUUUUGAUGCACAUUAACUCUUUGUCAAUCCCACUGCACUGUACCAGUGCCCACAGACCUGUAAGUGAUUGUAUGUAGAUCUGACCUUUUCUUUUCUCACCUGUACUGUGCUAUCUGCUUUUCAAGUGGAGGUGAGAUCCUUGAAUCAGACUCUCAAGAGUUAUAGUAAAAAGGGAUGAUAUAAAAAAAGCAGCUUAAAGACUUAUUAAAAAAAAAAAAACAAAAGACAAACCGAAAGACUUCAAGAAGCUUAUGCUUAUUAUAUGUCUUUUAUUGAAUUUUGUUUAUAAGAAAAAAAAAGAUUUUAACGUGUGGAAUGUGUUUUGGUCAGGAAGUACAAAAAAUUACAUUGUUCUGAGCUGUCUAAUUGUUCAUUUUUUAUUUUCAGCAAAUUUUGAAAAACUGCUAAAUGAGUGCUGUAGUCUCUGGUUUUGCAUCAUUAAGUCAUUCAAAGUUGAACAUUUGAGUUCGUUUUUGUUAUGCUUAUUUUUAGUGCUGCCAUGGCCCAGGUGUUUCUAAAAGAUAAAA
Messenger RNA from Salarias fasciatus (jewelled blenny), 5740 nucleotides. RefSeq names its product glutamate receptor, ionotropic, delta 2 (gene grid2). The coding region runs from base 1091 to 4156 and encodes 1021 amino acids. NCBI's taxonomy places the organism in Eukaryota, Metazoa, Chordata, Actinopteri, Blenniiformes, Blenniidae. Gene Ontology annotation, biological process: monoatomic ion transport. The transcript has 16 exons. The record is from RefSeq and is a predicted model, not a curated record. Gene Ontology annotation, molecular function: ligand-gated monoatomic ion channel activity; signaling receptor activity. Gene Ontology annotation, cellular component: membrane.